AUGCCCAAGAGAAAGGCUGAAGGGGAUGCUAAAGGCGAUAAAGCCAGGGUGAAGGACGAACCACAGAGAAGAUCCACGAGGUUGUCUGCUAAACCUGCUCCUCCAAAGCCAGAGCCCAAGCCUAAAAAGGCCUCUGCAAAGAAGGGAGAGAAGGUACCCAAAGGGAAAAAGGGAAAAGCUGAUGCUGGCAAGGAAGGGAAUAACCCUGCAGAAAAUGGAGAUGCCAAAACAGACCAGGCACAGAAAGCCGAAGGUGCUGGAGAUGCCAAGUGAAGUGUGUGCAUUUUUGAUAACUGCGUACUUCUGGUGACUGUACAGUUUGAAAUACUAUUUUUUAUCAAGUUUUAUA
Messenger RNA from Saimiri boliviensis boliviensis (Bolivian squirrel monkey), 349 nucleotides. The record is from RefSeq and is a predicted model, not a curated record. Lineage: Eukaryota; Metazoa; Chordata; Mammalia; Primates; Cebidae.